CUGACAGGCGCUCCCGAGAAGGGGGCGGAGGCUCGCGCGCGCCUGGGAAAACGUUGCGCAGGUUCUAAAAUGGAACGUUGGCGGCGGUGUGAUUGAGCGCGCGAGGGGUGUGAGUGAGUGAGUGUGUGUGUGUGAGAGAGAGAGCGAGACCGACCGAGAGCGCGCGCGCGAGAGAGCGUGAGUAAGUCCAAGCCCGCGCUGCAAUAACAGCGGGGGAAAGAGAAAAAAAGCCGAAGAGCCCGCGGCACGCAGACGGACCCCGCACUGAAUCUGGAACAGCCGCCUCCUCAUUCCUCCCUGUAUGGAGCUUUCCGCUAUCGGGGAGCAGGUGUUUGCGGUGGAGAGCAUCAGGAAGAAGCGCGUAAGGAAGGGUAAAGUGGAAUACCUGGUGAAAUGGAAAGGAUGGCCCCCCAAAUACAGCACGUGGGAGCCAGAGGAUCACAUUCUUGACCCUCGCCUGGUGAUGGCUUAUGAAGAGAAGGAAGAACGAGAGCGUGCCUCGGGUUACAGGAAGAGAGGUCCCAAACCGAAGCGCCUCUUGCUGCAGAGGCUGUAUAGUAUGGACUUGAGGAGUGCACAUAAAGGGAAAGAGAAACUCUGCUUUUCUCUGUCUCGGAGGUUUGGGGGAGGAGGAAACAACUUGGCAGGGACCAAGGGAGGGCAGGCAGAACUGUCCGAGAAGAGCGGGGGAGGAGGGGUGCUGCCUUUCCCUCUUCGGAAGCAGAACAAGAACCAGAAAUACUUACGCCUCUCACGGAAGAAGUUCACUCGCAUGUCAAGCCUGGAGAACCGCAAUCGCCGCCGGGAGUUUUUCCUGAAGGAACCAAUGGCAUUAGAAGACAGGCAGACCCCCAGUGACUGGGAUGAGGCCACACAACCUGCCAGCAAAGAGGUGGGCUCAGAUACAGCAGAAGGCACUCUUUCAUGGAGCCCCACCCUGCCUCCCAAUGAAGUGACAGUGACCGACAUCACAGCAAACUCUAUUACUGUGACUUUCAGAGAAGCACAAAUGGCAGAGGGCUUCUUCCGAGACCGGAGCAUUCAGUUCUGAAACUUCAUUUUUAUUUUGUGGUUUUCUUCCCCACCACUUGUUUGGGGGAAUCCCCCCCUUUUAGGGCAGGUGAUUUAAGUAUAUUCUAUAACAAAAUCCGAAACUUUUCCUUCACAGAUGUUUACAGAGGAUUUUGGUUUUGAUUUUGACUGUUGAAGCCUCACUGAAUUAUUUUUUUCCCUGCUCCUCUUUCAAAUACGCAAAAACAACAAAAGGCAGUGUGGGGGUGCCUGUGUGUGUUCUUUUUUCCUCAUUUGUUACUAUAGAUAUAUAUAUAGAGACAGAGUAUAUAAAUAUAUUACUUGUCUGUUACUGCUUUGUGUGUUUUGGAAACUGAAGCUCUUUUCACUGGCAAAGAUGUUUAUUUACAGUGCAGUAUAGAAGAAUGUCCACUCCUUAUGUCAGUAAUGGUGAAUUGGUUAGUUUAAAUGAGAAGUUUCAAGUCCAGAAAUAGGAAAGAGGCCAAAUACCCCUGUUUUCUUCCAUGUGUCAUAGUAUAUUUUUCUUUGUUAAACUACUUCCAUGGUCAGUUCCUAGAGAUAUUUGUGGACCCUUCUGCUUCAGGCAAGUGGUCCUUGUUUGAUGCUUCCUCCCUUAUCAACACUGUAUUUGAUAUGGCGUACAGGUGUCUACGGUGCUUCCACAAAUGCUGUAAUCUGGAAGAUUACAUAUAGAUGCCCUGGUCUGAUUGUGCACUCAGUAGAAACACCUGCAUUGGUGUUUUCCUUACUCGCUUAAAAAAACAGGAGUGUAAAAGCUGUACUGCAACAACUAGGUGCAUCCACAUUGCCCUUGCUUAUCCAGUGUGUAGGACCACUGUUUUUCAAACUUUGUUCCUAGGAAACCUAUGGCAUUCUGUUCAACAGGAGUUACUCAGUUUUCACCACUACCAGUCUGUCCCGGCAAUGCAUAGCCAUGAGUUUGUUGUGAAACGUCCUAGGGCACAUACUUGGUUUUCAUGGAGCUACCGUGAUGUUUGACAGGAGGAGCUGUUACCUAGCUUGAGUUUUAUAGUGUGCUGCAGCAGCCUUGGCAACACCCAGGAAUUCUAUGGCAGAAAUGUAGAACUUGAUAUGAAAAGUGUUGCCCUAUGAGUAUAAAGUUUGAAAUCUGGUUGUGUAGACUGUCAAUUUAGUAAUGCUUAUUGGUAUACAAGAAGGUGGAGGAGCCACAAGGCUGAAAGUAGAUGCAGGGUGGGCUGUGGGCAUUGAAUGUGCAAUAGAAACAUGUACAAUGAAUACCUGAAAAGCAGCUGGCAUACAUGGUACCUCAAGAAAAGCAGAUAUUAUUACCACUGGCCAGCUAAUGAUGUAUAAAUACUGUGCUGCUAAGAUUAGCAGCUAAUGAAUGGUAGCUUUACUUGCCUUCUAUUGUCUUUGGAUUCGUAAGCCUUGACGAAAGAUAAAGCUGCUCAGCAACUGUCAUUUUGUGUAUGUAAAUAAAUAGAUUUUUGUGCUUAGCUGGCUGCUUCUUCAACCAGUCUUGCUUGAACAUAUCUUCCAGAUAUCCCUGUGGUGGUGGAAAGUUGUGUAUACAGCCAAGAAUGUCUUGGAAUUCACCUUUGUCAGGAAUCUCCUGUUUAAAAAAAUGCUAGACUCAGGAUGAAUGGUCAAGCCGCUGGGAACUUUGCUGUUGAGUUUCAUUCUGGGAUAGGAUGUUGCUCUUUUUCCUGGAAUUUGUUUCAUACGUCUGUGAGAGUCACAGCUGUCUUUUUUUUAAUGGGAUGAAACUGGGGAGUUAGGAUUAAGAGACUUUUUGUGGAAGCAGAAGAACUUUAGCUGUUGGCUGAAAGCAUAGAUUGGGGCAUGGGUUGAAAUGGGCAUGGGUCAAUCUGACCUACCUGGUCAAAAUAUUAGCAGAAGUGGAGUGGGGUUAAGUGAUGAGACUUGUAAUCUUCUGCUUUUAGUUGAUGUUGAAGGAAUAUGCUUUCGUUGAUGAUAUUUUGCUAGUUCUAUUCAUAAGCCUCUUGAUGUUUUUCUUAUGCUAAGUGAUGGUUUCUUUCUGUGAAGUUCACACAAUCUUUGCCAAGGAGAAGCUGCUUGCAGUUCCACAGAGCCUUGUCUUGCACUUCAAUGCCUUGAGAUUUGUGCUGGACUUCUUGUGAUUUUUUAAAAAAAAGAAAUUGUUGUAUCUUCAAACUGUAUAGUUAUGUUUUUGUGUAUUUGUGCUUCUUUAUAAGUUGACUUAAACAAAUGAAAAAUUCUGAAAAUAUCUUUCUAGGGAAAUUGCAGGCAAGAAGUUGGGAACAGGGGCUGCAAUUCUAACCGUAUGUACAUGCGAGUAAAUCCUACUGCAAUUAAUGGGAUUUGCUUCUGAAUAAAGAUUCUUAGGAAUGGGGUAGGAAACUGAUGGAGCAUAUGAUUUUGGAGCAUAUGACCUCAGCCUUCCUGCUAACAAAAAUUAACCACCCAUCCCCCAUCAAAGUAUAUGUUUUCUGAAAAUCUGUUCUUCUGGAGCUUUAGAAAAACAGACUUAACAUUUUGUGGAGGUUGUAAAUCCAAUUAGCUUGCAGUCUUUUUUUUUCUUUUCUUUUUUUGCGCUAAAAUUUGGCUGCAGAUCUGGUUAAACAAUGCAGUGUUUAAUACAGUCAAUUUGGAGAUAGUAUCUGUCUUUCUCUAAGAGUGGUCAUCCUGCUGUGGAUUGUCUCCUGCCUCAGAGAUAUGAAAGGGAGAGCUGCCUUUGCCAAGUCAGAAGAUGUAAAUCCUUGUAUUUCCAAUUAUUAAUGCCGAAUAAUAUUUGAUUUCUUGUGGGUUGGGUGGGAGAAGAGGAUUUGUAGGAUUUCUUGAAAUCUUUUCUGUUGGAUUCUGGUACAUCUCCAAGAGACUGCAGAACAGCAUGUUGUCCUGGUUGUCUGAAUCCCGCCCAAUAAACGUUCUGUUUCUUGCACAAGGUUAGUGAUGCAAGAAGUUGACCCAGUGCUAUGCUCCAUUAAGGAAGAAAACAAGGAUUGAUGUUCAGUGGUAAAAUAUACACUUUGCAUGUAGAAAGUCCUAGGUUCCAUUUCUGACACCUCCAGUGAAAGAAUCUUGGGUAGCAGGUGCUGAGAAGGACCUUGCCAUGCAUGAGACCUUGGAGAGCAUUUGCCAGUCAAAGUAGAUAAUGCUCAGCCAGAUGGACUAAUGGCCCAACCCUGUAUAAGGUAACUUUAUGUAUUUGAGUUCACAACAUUCAAGAACAGGGACUGCCUUUUCAAAAAAAGUAGAACAUGGAGACAUACUUUAAACUGAAUGUGAAGACUUGAAUCUUUCCGAGAUUGGAUUGUGGCAUUGGGUUCUGACUCUCCCAAAACUAGAGCCACAACAUUUCCUGUGUUUCAUUGGCUGGUGUUUACACUGUGCAGACAUCUACUACAGUGUGUUUUUCUGCAAGCAUUUAUGCUUUUGUUGGUUCAUUUGUUGUGGAUGUUUUGUAUGGUUAUAGCAUAGGACACUUUACUGAAAUGAAUACAUGGCCUCAUUUUCAAAAUGUCAGCUACCUGUCAUGGUGAAGCAUAUUGUUAAGGGCAGAACAUCGGUGAAGGAUCUGUGGACCUGGGGCUGGCUUGCAGUGCCUUAGUUGGAACCGGUUAGCAGGUGAUAAUGCUUGAAAGGCUUCUCUGGGCCAUAAUAGUUCUGCUGCUAAAGGUAUAAUUACAGGAGCCAGUUGAAAAGUUGGCCAUGAGGAAGUCAGCUUAGUGUGAAGGUUCUGAUUCACAGGCACCACGCUGCUACCUGCUAGCAUAGGGUUCCCAAGUGCUAUAAAAUCUGGGCCCCACUUUCUUUUAUUGUUAUCCAUUUACAUGGGAUGCUGAAACCUCACUGCAGCUAUGAUUUCUAGCAUACUCAGUUUUAGCAAGGGAAUAGACUUGUUUUCCUAGAUGUUACUGUCUGGCCAGUUUUUGGCACACAGCAGAGAACUUGUGAAAUGAAAUUGAUUUUGUCAUCUGGUUUCAGAUGUGGUUCUUUUUCUUCUAAAGGCCAUAUCUAUGCUACAUAUGUAUGUCAUUUUUACCCUAAUUUGGGAGCCUUAGCAACAAACUAGAAUCUGUCUCCUUUUCUAUUUUAAACUUUUAAAAUAGUUUCUGGCUACUAAGAUCCAUCCUUAUGUGAAACAGUUUCUAACCUUGUUUCUUUUUGUGCAUCUCUAAUGGGUUGACACCUUCCCACAAUUAGAACCAAACAAGUAUGUGAGACUGGGCUUUCAGGAAUAAGAGAAAGCAGCGGGGUAGGGAAAUAAUGCUCCACUUCUCCUUUGACACAUCACUGUUUGCCUCUCUUAAAUCUCAGGCUGUGAUGGCAAUGCAUCGUAGUGAAAUGUAAAAAAAAAAUACUGCCAGUUAAAUGCCUAGGAUUGGCCUGAGUGUGUGUUUCUGUUUUUGUUUGAAAUGUUCUCUUCUGAAGAGCUUUUGUGAUGUAGGUAUGUGUUCUUGCAGUUGUGUAUUGUUAGUAAAAAAUACAUGUUAUAUAGAACCUUUUUUCUCUCCCUUUCAAAGUUUGUCAGGAAUAUGAUACUGAAAUUGGAGUAUAGCUACCAGGUAUUAGAUCAGAGGAGUUAGCCGUGUUAGUCUUUAGUAGCAAAAUAGCAAAGAGUCCCUUAGCACCUUUUAGACUAACCAACUUUAUUGUAGCAUAAGCUUUCGAGAGCCACAGCUCUCUUCAUCAGAUGCAUGGAGGAGAUGAAGAAACUGGUCAAAGAUAUAUAAGUGGUGAGGGGAGGGGGGAGAGGGUGCAGGGAGCAAGGGUCAUGUAAAUGUAAAUAAAUUCAUGGAAGCUGUGGAAUGCACAGUCCAGGCUGGGUGUGACCCUUCCUCUCCAUGGCAGAAUCUGAAUAGAAUGCCUGAAGGCAGUUACUUUUGGUAAUAACCAUUCAUAGUCUCUAUUCAAUUCAAGUCUGACUGAGUCAAAUUUACAUAUGAAUUCCGGUUCAGCAGCUUCCCAUUGGAUUUUGUUUUGAAAUGUUUCUGUUGAACUAUGGUGACCUUUAAGUCCUUGAUAGAAUGUCUUGGUAGAUUGAAGUGUUCUCCCACUGGUUUCUGGAUGUUGCCAUUUUUAAUGUCAGAUUUGUAUCCAUUUAUUCUUUCGUGCAGAGGUUGGCUGGUUUGUCCAAUGUACAGAGCAGAUGUUGCCACAUGAGGGCAUAUAUCACGUUGGAGGAUGAGCAGCUGUAAGAGCCAGAGAUAGUGUAGUUGAUACCAUUGGGUCCUGUAAUCGUAUUUUCUGGGUAGAUAUGAGGGCAGAGUUGGCAUCUGGGUCUGUUGCAGAGUCUGGUACCUGUGUUGGUGACUCUGCUAACCGAUUCAUGGUUGUUAGUGAGAAGUCGUUUAAGGUUGGGGGGCUGCCUAUAGGCAAGGAGAGGUCUUCCACCCAGGGCUGGUGAGAGAGCGGCAUCGUUUUCCAGGAUGGGCUGUAAGCCACUGAUAUGUUGGAUUGGUUUCAGCUGGGAACUAUAGGUGACAACCAGUGGUGUUUGUUGUUAGGUCCUUUUGGUUUGUCCUGGAGCAGGCUGUUUCUGGGUACUAGUCUGGCCCUGUCAAUUUGUUUCCUCACCUCAUUCGGUGAGUACUGUAGCCCCAAAACCUAGUUACCAGAUUUGUUUCUGGUGUAACACGUAGUGUCAAAAGUAGAAAAUGGUUAGAGUUUUAUCUGAUAACUGUUACUGCCCCUACUUCUAUCUCUUGUUCUGCACCUGUUGUAGUGUGGAGCUCUGAGGUGGGGAGGACAUCUCCUAAUCCUGUCAUUUCACUCUUACAGGACUUCCUGUCACAUGCUUGCAGUUUGAUAGCCUCUGUGCUGCUGCCUGGUUAUUAAAGAUGAGUCUUGGGUUUGGAAAGGUUGAAGACGUCUGCUCUAGAAAGAGGACUUUUUCUGUGGGCUAAAUUUUGGUGUUACGGUUUCUCUCUCCCUUUGGUAAGGUACUUACAACUUUAACAACUGUGUGAGGGAAGCUCAAUUUGUGCUGCUUUUCUCCUUGCUGCCUCCUGAUGCUGGGGAAAGCAGUGCAUCUUGAACUUUGGAGAGCCAAACAGCAGUAUCCUCAAUGCUUUAUGUUGAAGAAGGUUUGAAGUUAGUGACCUUUUAUUUUUCAUCCCCUGCAAAAAAAAAAAAAACCUUACUGUGCACAUACUGAGUUUUUGAUUUGUCAUUGCUCUGAAUUAAUUUUUGUAAAUGGCCCUUGGUUUUUUUUUCUAGUGAUUGUCACCAUGGCAGGGUCUUAAUUACGAAAAGAACUCAUAUGCUGGAUAUUUCCCCCAAUAUAUCUCAUAGUAAGCUGUCUGAGUUAUAGAUAGAAAUAUAAAUGCUUGACUUAUGAACUGAAGAAUAGAUUAAUGUAAAGUAUACUGAAAGUUUGUGGAAAGUGCCUUCUGGUAACUCCAGAUGGAAGUGCAAAUGUUAGUUGAUAGCAAUCAAUUUACUAUGACACUUUAGAGAACCUUGAUCCUAAAUGCACUUGUAGAAGUAAGCUCCAGAUUUUAGAGGCAGGCCAUAUGUGGUAAGCUGGGGUUCACCUUCGAAUUUACUACUAGUGUUCUCUUAAGCUACAAAUACAAUUUCUGAUGAGUUGCCAUCAGAUGAAGCAAUGACUUAACUGGGGAAAAAACAAGUGUUGUCAAAUAAGCAAUUUCUAAGAGAAGACUGGAUGGUCAGGAGGGGCGCAAGAGUCAGCAAGAAGAGAAUCCAGUUUAGUCUUUUUAAAUUGCUGUAUUUCUUUAAAACACACAGUUUCCAUGUCUAGAAAACAUGUCAUGGUAGUAGUACAGUAGUGAAUGGAUGGAAGACUCAGUAUUUUUGCAAAACCUUUGCUGUUAUGGUGCACAUGUAUAUGAUUAGUAAAUUCGUAUGGCAUAACAUGAGUCUGUUGAACAGAUUUUGAUCACAUGGAAAGUUCCCUUUCGUCAUGGAUAUUACAUUGGAAGAAGAUUCUUUUCGUUUUCAAACUGCUACAGAACUGAAUUAAUUCCUCUCCGUUUCAACCAGUUCCCUUGUUACUCUGUCAGGGAUGGAGUGCAUUGGUUUGGGGAAGAAUGACAUUAUUAAACAGGCAAUAGUUCAGACCUUCAAAUCUGUGCCUCUUAAUUUUAUAAACAGGGGUCCUAUCAGCUUAUGUUGAAGUGAUUAGUCCAGAACUAUUAUUCUUUAAAAUAAUGAUGUAAUAGUUGAUGGAAUAGGCGGGUUACAAAGAAUGAAACCAUUUUUAAAAAAUGUUGAUCAGUUCUUUCAGCAUUGUUUACACAACAACAGUUGGUUUUUCCAUGAAUUUGGGCAUCUUUUGUCACAAAAUUGGAAUGUGGUGUACAUAAGGGGAGGAUAUAUAUAUGAAAAGCAUGCAUGUUAUUUUAUGACUUUAAUGGACUUUGAAGGGUAUAGGUUUACAAUUGCACUGUGAGUGUGUGAACGCUAUGUGUGUGUAUAGCAUUUUCUGGUGACUUAUCAGAUAGAACUUGGGGUUAUGAAUAUUUCCUGUUUGCACAGAGCGUUAUUUAGGGAAGCACUGGCUUUAAACUAUACUGGGCAGAGCAAUGAAUGGGUACAGAAAAAAAAGACAUAAUGGGGACAGAUAGGGGAGUAUUUCUCUUGUAUAAUAUGCAGCUCAGUCCUAUGUGUGUUUACUCAGAAAUAAGUCCCACUGUGUUCAGUAGGGCUUAUUCCUAGGUAGGGGUCUAUAGGAUUGCAGCCUUAAAAGUGCAGUGUGGAGCAGCGUAGAAUGGAAGAAUUUUCCUAUGUACACUGUGCAAUCUGUUCUACUUCAUGGACGUGUUGUUUCAAUGUGAGAGUUACCAAAAACAAAUCUUUUCUUCAGCCCCACUUUUAUGAAGUGUUGGCUUUGAAAUUUUCCUUCAUAUAGUCAGGUUAAUGCUCUUCAGAAAUUAAUCUGCCUUCAUCCAAAAUAAAUGGUGGAGCAAUAAGUAGUUGAAGAAUGACAGUCUGUCCAAUAACUUGCUUGGCAGUGGUGGGAUGAUGAUAACAGUAUCCAUAAAGAGAUGAGAUGUGAGCUUUCCUUUCUCAAUGAAAAUGAAUUCCCUUGGAAAAGGCAGCUCUUCUCUUUCUCCCUAGAUUUCUGAAAGUGUAGAAACAGUGUAGGUUCUCUGAACCAAAAAGUACCACAAAACAAGCAUAAUCCAGAAACAAAAGGUUAGUAGAAAUCUUGUUGACUCUCCUACCUAGAAAUUUCUCAUAGGAAAAGGGAGAAAAUGUAACUUCCAAAAUGCUGCAGUUGUUGGCUUUCUUGAUCAGGAUAGGGUUCUGAAGUGGGGAAAUAAUGGAAUGAGGGUGGGUUGGGGAAUUGAACCAGGGCUCAUGGGUAAGGAGGAGAGAAAGAUAGAGGUGGCACCAAAGUUCAUAGAAAUUAAAAAGAUUGUCCUCCUGAGGGUUUUUUUUUUAAAUACUGAUCUUGUUUUCACCAAAGCAUUUCUAAGGCUAUGUUGACACUGUUGGAAGAUGAAUUAUCAUGUGAUAAAACAUAAAGAGUAACAACACAGCACCAGACCAACACCACUGCUGUACAAGUGGUUGUGUGUGCCUAUGGUGCAGAUGAUGUCGGCUGGCUGUGUGCAUUUGGCUGGCCACCAUUUGCAUAUUUGCACUAGUCCACCCCCAGUUUAAAAUGUAUGGAAAUAAAAUACAAAAUGCUGUCCCCUCUUGUGUUUAUCAACCACCUCUGGAUAAGACAAAAGGUGUCGCCGUUUCAGGCUACAAGUCGUUUGGUUAUACUUCUUUUUCCCAGCAUGCACCUAGCUGUUUACUUUUAGGCUAGCUGCACAGCGAACUCCCUGUUGAGAAGAAGAGCAGCAUACUUUUCAUCUAGAGUUUAAUACCAUUCUAAAGUCUUCUUGGAAAUCACAAUGGCUAGAUAAUGCUGCAGGUUUCAAGAAGGCUUAGAAUUGUGUGCUGCUCUUCUUCCCAAUGGUGAGUGAAUUGCAUAACUUGUUUGUGAUGCAAACCCCUCCAGCCUUGAUCAAGAUGCAAUGUCAAGCAUCUCUUCCACAGACAUGUAUUGCACGCUUUCAGAAAAACCCCUUUCUCUAGACAAAUUGCACUUUAAUACCAUAUUAGGGAUUGGGGGCGGGGGGUAAGACACUCCUGGGUCAGAUGGAAGAACUGCAUCAGCAUUCUUUAACUCGGGAUGGGAUGGGAUGGGGGAGGGGCUGAGCUUUGGAUAGGAAAAUACCAUGAAACUAAGGAUUUAUUUAAAAAAUCAAGAUGGGACAUAAUUGUUUUGUGAAGUUGGAAGGCUUAUUUAGUGCCAGGUAUCUACCACUGAGGGAGUUCAGGUCUUCCUUCUUUUCCUGUUUGCACUGCUUGUUUUGUGAAGAAAUCCAUCUGAAUUAACUGCUAAUGAUGGAUUCUUGUUUUCUUUGGGUGUGAAAGCAGGCAGAGUCAUUGUGAUGGGUGGGAGAAAGAAACCUAUUUGGAGUGUUGCUUUUUAAUUUUCUUCUCCUUAUUGGCAUGGUAUCUGAGUUGGUAUCUUCUUGGCAUGGUGUCCAAGUUGUCUUUGCACAUGAAAGCUUCCUUUGCACAGAACGAGCUUCUAGGAUAUUUCUUUUGUAUAGACUAACUGAAUGUAUUUGGGGGAGGGAGGGCAUGAGGGAGCAAAUCGAUUCCAAACAGAAUUUCAAAAAAAAAAAGUUGAAUGCCUUUUUGUGAGUGAGUGUUUGCUGCAAACACAUUGUAAUACAAAUGAGUGGGCCAGAGCAAGUUCUAAUUGACGCAAUGUGCGGCUUUAUUUUUGUACUGAUCAUGGUUUAAGAGACUGUACAGCAUCUAUUUAUGUAGAUGAUUUAUGUGGUCAAUGUUGCAAACAAGAUUAUAAAAAUAUUAAAUGAGAACUGACAUUUAACUAA
Messenger RNA from Eublepharis macularius, 10868 nucleotides. It is a transcript of the gene CBX7, whose product is annotated as chromobox 7. The record is from RefSeq and is a predicted model, not a curated record. The transcript is spliced from 6 exons. Gene Ontology annotation, biological process: negative regulation of transcription by RNA polymerase II. Lineage: Eukaryota; Metazoa; Chordata; Lepidosauria; Squamata; Eublepharidae. Bases 302 to 1051 code for a protein of 249 amino acids. Gene Ontology annotation, cellular component: PRC1 complex.